Molecule: messenger RNA, 1788 nt
Organism: Papilio xuthus (Asian swallowtail)
Lineage: Eukaryota; Metazoa; Arthropoda; Insecta; Lepidoptera; Papilionidae
Product: methionine aminopeptidase 1
Exons: 7
Coding region: 69-1220 (383 amino acids)
Biological process (GO): proteolysis
Cellular component (GO): cytosol
Molecular function (GO): metalloaminopeptidase activity
Source: RefSeq, a predicted model, not a curated record
ACAUCGUAUUUAAACUUCAAAGCAAAGAAAAGAUCAACUUUAAAUCAAACUUCAAUUCAAAGCAAAAAAUGGCUUCUAUUGGAAUUGGAAUGUGCGAAACGCCCGGUUGCAAAUCAAUCGCUCAAUUACAGUGUCCCACAUGCAUAAAACUCGGCAUACAGGGAUCGUUCUUUUGCAAUCAAGACUGUUUCAAAAAAUCAUGGAAAUCUCACAAAAUUAUCCACUCAUUGGCGAAGGGUGAAAGUACUGAUGGUUCGACCGUUGAGUAUAAUCCGUGGCCGUCCUUUAAUUUUACGGGGAAAUUGAGGCCUUUUCCGGCCGGUCCAAAGAGAACCGUGCCUCCACAUAUAGGUCGUCCAGAUUACGCCGACCACCCAACUGGUUUCCCGGCUUCAGAGAACGCCGCAAAGGGUUCUGGACAGAUUAAAGUUUUGGACGAUGAAGAAAUUGAAGGAAUGCGUGUCGCUUGUCGACUUGGCCGUGAAGUACUUGACGAAGCCGCAAAAGCCUGUGAUGUUGGUGUGACAACUGAUGAAAUAGACAGAGUAGUCCAUGAGGCUUGUAUUGAACGUGAAUGUUAUCCCAGUCCACUGAACUAUCAUAACUUCCCAAACAGCUGUUGUACUUCAGUGAACGAAGUUAUCUGUCAUGGAAUACCAGAUUUACGUCCACUGCAGGAUGGUGAUAUAUGCAAUGUAGAUGUAACUGUCUACCACAGAGGAUUUCAUGGUGACUUAAAUGAGACAUUUUUUGUUGGCACCAUACUAGAGUCAAGUCGGAAACUUGUUCAGGUCACAUAUGAGUGUCUGCAGAAAGCAAUUGAUAUUGUGAAACCCGGUGAAAAGUACAGGGAGAUUGGAAAUGUUAUACAGAAGCAUGCACAAGCGAAUGGAUUGAGUGUUGUACGUUCUUAUUGCGGUCAUGGUAUACAUAGAUUGUUUCAUACUGCACCGAAUGUUCCACAUUAUGCCAAGAAUAAGGCAGUGGGUGUAAUGAAGCCAGGCCAUUGUUUCACCAUUGAGCCCAUGAUAAACGAGGGUGGUUGGCGUGAUGAACAGUGGCCGGACCACUGGACUGCGGUCACAGCUGACGGAUCUUGGUCUGCUCAGUUUGAGCAGACUCUACUAGUGACGGAGACAGGAUGUGACAUCCUGACGAAGCGGGAAGGUGGAAGGCCCUGGUUCAUGGACCAACUGGAGAAACUCAACACCAAAUCCUAGUCCAUGCAGUAACUACUGCCCGUCCAUUGAGGUAAUCUCUUAAAAUUUCGUGGCUGUGGUAAAAGAAAAAGCUAAAUUAAUGAAAUAAUAAAUCCUUAUAUUCAAUGCAAAUGUAGAUAGAAAUGUGAUAAUAAAAUCAUGACUAGAAAAGUACAUUAAUAUAUUUAAAUAAAAUCUCAAUGUGCGGGCAAUAUUUAAUGUUUAAAUAAAGUUAUUUUUAUCUUAACGCUAGAUGAGUUUAAUUGAUUUUCGAAUAGAUAAAUAUGUGUAUUGUUGAAGAAAAGCUAGUGCAUAAAUUCUUUAAAUAACAGACUUGCUAUAUUUUUAUAUGUAUUUUGACAGUGAAAUUGUUUCUGUAUAUUUCUAGUUUUCAAACCAAUUGUUUAUCAAUUGAUAUUAAGAUCAAAAUAGACUUACUGUAGCUAGAUACUUGUAUACAUUGUACACAUUGUAUACAUCGUAAUGACACUUGUAUUCAUACAGCGGUAGAGGCCGCUUUAACAUCUUCGCACGAAUCGGCCCGGCUCGCCCGGUGAAAUACCACGACCACACAGAAGACAGGCGUGAA